Molecule: messenger RNA, 717 nt
Organism: Auanema sp. JU1783
Lineage: Eukaryota; Metazoa; Nematoda; Chromadorea; Rhabditida; Rhabditidae
Source: the annotation of a GenBank genome assembly
AUGAGUCUAUCCGUUCUGGUCACAGGCGCUAACCGAGGUAUCGGCCUCGGGAUCGUUCAGCAGUUUCUGAAGAAUCCCAGUAUUGCAACUAUUUUUGCGACUGCUCGUAAUCCAGAAAAAGCAACUGAGUUGAAGAGUAUUAAUGAUCCACGUCUUCAUCUAAUCGCAUUGGAUGUUGAUAAUGACACAUCCAUAACGCAAGCGUUCGAUAAAGUGAAUAGUGUUCUUGGCGAGAAGGGUUUGAAUGUUCUUGUCAACAACGCCGGAUUAUGGGAGAACUAUUAUCCUAACAAACCAGCUAAUCGAGAGUCGUUUAUGCGAUCCCUCAAUGUCAACUGUGUCAGUCCUCUUGUUAUGAUACAGACUUUUCUUCCAUUAUUGGAGAAAACAACCAAUCCUAAAGUGGCCAACCUUUCUAGCACUCUUGGAUCAUUGGAAAGAACAACGGAAGGAAGUGGUGAAAGAGGCUCUAUAGCUUACAAGACCAGUAAAGCUGCUCUCAACAUGGUUGGUAGAGUUCUAGCACACGAUUUUGCUGAUAAAAAUAUCGUCGUUGCCCAGUUUUGCCCAGGAUGGGUGAGAACUGAUAUGGGCGGCCAGGAGGCCCAAUUGAGUGUUGACGAAUCUACUCAAGAACUGGCUAACUCUAUUCUGACUCUCGAGAAAAGACAUUCUGGAGGCUUUUUCAUGAGAAACCUGAAGCCAAUUCCUUUUUAA